Molecule: messenger RNA, 410 nt
Organism: Castor canadensis (American beaver)
Lineage: Eukaryota; Metazoa; Chordata; Mammalia; Rodentia; Castoridae
Gene: Rps21
Product: ribosomal protein S21
Biological process (GO): translation
Cellular component (GO): ribosome
Molecular function (GO): structural constituent of ribosome
Source: RefSeq, a predicted model, not a curated record
CCCCGCCCGCCGAUAUCCCUGCCGGAGGUCGCGCCACUUCCUUUCCGUCCUCGCGCUCGUCUUGGAGGCACCAGGCGCGGCUCCAACAUGCAGAACGACGCAGGCGAGUUCGUGGACCUCUACGUGCCGCGGAAGUGCUCCGCCAGCAAUCGCAUCAUUGGUGCCAAGGACCACGCGUCUAUCCAGAUGAAUGUGGCUGAGGUCGAUAAGGUCACAGGCAGGUUUAACGGCCAGUUUAAGACAUACGCUAUCUGUGGGGCCAUUCGCAGGAUGGGUGAAUCAGAUGACUCCAUUCUCCGAUUGGCCAAGGCUGAUGGCAUUGUCUCAAAGAACUUCUGACCGGAGGAAAUUGUGGGUGUGGAAUAUUUGUCAUAAAUAAAGAGGGAGAAGCCACAUUCUGUGUGUGUGGA